AUGUUCGACAGCUCACAGUACCCCUACAACUGCUUCAAUUACGACGCCGACGACUACCCGGCUGGCAGCUCCGACGAGGAAAAGCGGCUCACGCGGCCUGCGUACAGCUACAUCGCCCUGAUCGCCAUGGCCAUCCAGCAGAGCCCAGCGGGCAGGGUGACCCUGUCCGGCAUCUACGACUUCAUCAUGCGCAAGUUCCCCUACUACCGGGCCAACCAGCGCGCCUGGCAGAACUCCAUCCGCCACAACCUGUCCCUGAACAGCUGCUUCACCAAGGUGCCGCGGGCCGAGGGCCACGGGAAGGGCAAGGGCAACUACUGGACGUUCGCCGGCGGCUGCGAGUCUCUGCUGGACCUUUUUGAGGAUGGCAACUACCGCCGGCGGCGGCGGCGGCGCGGCACCAAGCGCGAGGCAGCCCGAGGAGAGCGCUCCAGGGGCGCAGCGGGGCCUCAGGGCCCACGCGAGCCGGCCAGCGCCCCGAGGUCUCCGGAGCUGCCCCCGGAGCCACCAGGCCCCGCCAGCCCGGCUGCCCUGGGGAAGGAGCCGCACAAGGACAUCAAGUUCAGCAUCGACUACAUCCUCUCCGCCCCUGACCCCUUUCCGGUGCCCAGGUCGCCCUGCCGCAGGCCGGAGGCCCCGCCAAUGAACCUCCGCUUUUGGACUAUGUGA
Molossus molossus (Pallas's mastiff bat) is the source of this 669-nucleotide messenger RNA. It is a transcript of the gene FOXL3, whose product is annotated as forkhead box L3. Bases 1 to 669 code for a protein of 222 amino acids. The transcript has 3 exons. Gene Ontology annotation, molecular function: DNA-binding transcription factor activity, RNA polymerase II-specific; RNA polymerase II cis-regulatory region sequence-specific DNA binding. Gene Ontology annotation, biological process: cell differentiation; regulation of transcription by RNA polymerase II; anatomical structure morphogenesis. The record is from RefSeq and is a predicted model, not a curated record. NCBI's taxonomy places the organism in Eukaryota, Metazoa, Chordata, Mammalia, Chiroptera, Molossidae.